Messenger RNA from Agrilus planipennis (emerald ash borer), 3091 nucleotides. RefSeq names its product integral membrane protein GPR155 (gene anchor). Gene Ontology annotation, biological process: transmembrane transport; intracellular signal transduction. The transcript has 13 exons. Lineage: Eukaryota; Metazoa; Arthropoda; Insecta; Coleoptera; Buprestidae. Bases 270 to 2759 code for a protein of 829 amino acids. Gene Ontology annotation, cellular component: membrane. The record is from RefSeq and is a predicted model, not a curated record.
AACCAUGAAUUCAUAACGCUCGUACUAUUAUCCCUUAUUUUAAGAAAUUUUAUGAUGGGCAUUAAACUAGUAGAAAUGCUAGUGGAACGUACUCCUAGACACCACCACGAUAAAGUUAUAAAUUAAAAUGCACAAAUGUCAAAAAAUCAGCUGAUUUUGAAGUUUCUAAGUUUUGGUUAGAAUGUGAAUAUGACGAAUAGUAACACACUGAAAAUGGAUAUCGCAACCACUAACGAUGCUAUGGAAAAUUUAUAUCCAGCCCUUGCACAAUGCUUUGCAAUAAUAAUAUCUACAUGGCUGGUCGUUUUAAUCUUAUAUCAGAAACUGAAGCAAAGGGUAUUCAUACUUUUGUGGGGAUAUUUGCUCUACCAUCACUCAUUUUUAUGUCACUGGCGCAGCUGGAUUUAACUACAGUUAAUUGGACAUUUCUUUUGUCUAUAUUAUUGGCAAAGAGUAUUAUAUUUUUUACUGUGAUUCUUAUAACAUUAUUAAUAGGAAGACCUCGUAAUUAUGGAAGAGCUGGAAUAUUUGCAAUAUUUUGCACCCAAAGUAACGAUUUUGCUAUUGGAUAUCCAAUUAUUGUUGCAUUGUAUAAAAAGACACAUCCAGAAUUUGCAUCCUAUUUAUAUUUAAUGGCUCCAAUCAGUUUGGCAAUUUUGAAUCCUAUUGCGUUUAUAUUAAUGGAAAUUGGAAAACGACAAAAUCUUCUUACCGAAUUGAGCAUUAACAGGACUGAGGAGAAUUUGACAACUGAUAAAAAUUACAUACUGAAAACAAUUAUUUCAGUAAUAAAAAGCAUCUUUCUUAAUCCUAUUAUUUUUAUGACUCUGCUGGGAAUAGUAGGAAAUUUAAUUUUUAAACAUCAUGUGCCAUGCUUAUUAGGACAAAUAUUAGAGGUCAUGGGUUCUGCUUUUUCGGCCAGUGCUUUAUUUCUUUUGGGACUUCGAAUGGUUGGAAAAAUUCAUAAAUUAAAGGGUGCUACGUUAAUUUUACCAGGAAUAUUAAUUAUAGUAAAACUUUUAUUUUUACCAAUAGUGACACGUGAAAUAAUAAGUUCCUUACAUGCCGGCUCAAAUGCUUCUGAAACGUUACAUUUAAGUACCUAUGGUUUUUUAUAUGGCACUUUUCCAUCAGCACCAACCGUUUUUGUUUUUGCAACGCAAUAUUCUGUGGAUAUAGAUUUGGUAGCCAGUGCCAUGGUUGCUUGCACCUUUAUGAGCGCUCCUCUGAUGUUUGUGUCGGCCAAAAUGAUUACCUUAACAAACACGGAUCCAUCGAAUUAUAUAAAACAAUUGAACGAUUUUACUAUGGAUAUCAGUAUUGCAGGCUUAGUUGUUGGUGUAUGGGUGAUAAUGGUUUUUGUCUUAACUAAAAAGAUUUUCAGGAUUCCUCAAAGAGUUACUACAUGCUUGUUGAUCUCACAGUUACUAAGUUGCAUUGGGGCAAUAUUAUGGAAUGUCUUCGAACAUAAAGAGGGAUGGACGAGUUAUUUCCAGUUUAUGAUUUCUACAGUGGGUAUAUAUAGUUCUCGAAUUUGGACUGCUCUUUUGGCACUGACUCUACUCCUUUUACAAUAUCGUGGUUUAUGUUUUAUACUUAAACUUCAACCUUAUUUUGGUGUUGUGGGUUGGGGGGUUCCUACUUUAUUUUCAGUGUUGUUUUUACUUUUUGAUAAACAAAAUUCUAUUCCCUAUGACAAAAGAAAUCCAAACUUUAUUUAUGGAGCACCCCAAGCAAUUGUAACAAUAUCUCUGCUAGUUUUAUCUUUCAUAGUGACGGUGGGCUCAUUGAUUCUUCAUCAGAGACAUAGUGUUCGUUAUUCUCGGUAUUUGAAUUUAGCUAACGACAUUGCUUCGACGUUUAACCAAAGGAACUCUCACGAUGAUGCUGAAAGUAGUAGUAAUUUAGUAGAUCCUUGCCCAAAUAAUUCCGAAGAUCUUUUCGAGCAUGAGAAACGUAAUACAUUGUCUACAAUUAAAGAGAGCACUUCUGACCAAAGUGUGCGAUCCACUGUCACUGAUAUUGAAGAUUUGGGGGGUGACAGUUUUGUGGAAAAUGACGAUCAGAGUAUACCACAAAGUGCAAUGUGCCCUGCACGUUUCUCUUGUUGUGAUUCUCAGAGAUCUCGUUGUAAUACUGUAAUGCAGUAUUAUGAAGGGGAAAGUGCAAACAUCGAAUACAUCGAAGAAGAACCGGAAAGUCAUGAUCUUCAAGUCUUAUCACACAUAGUUUUAUUGAUAUUUCUUCUGUGCUCUAUGUUUGUGGGAUUGGCAUUAUCCGUUUGGACGCUUAUUAUGGAAGGAAUGUCAGGGAUUUACAUAGAAAUCUCAUUUUUGGAUGCUACCCUUAAUUUCGGUCAAAGCAUAAUUGUAUUCGCAAUAUUUGGUUUAAAUACCAAAGAGAUUUUCUUACCACUUUUAAAUUUUUGGACGAAACUAACAUUUGGAAUGAAAAAAUUGACGCUACCAACCUGGGAUGACCUGGAAUACGACACAAAGCAUGUAUGCGAGCAGUUUAGAACGCAUCAUUUAGAAAAUUGUAGGAAAGAAUUAGCUAAAGAUAAAAGAUGGCGAUUAAAAGUAUAUAAGAAUGUAUUUUCUGGAAAAGAUUUUGUGAAUUGGUUAAUAGAAUAUGGCUUAGCCAGAGAUAGAAUAGAAGCAACAAAUUAUGGGAAGCGCCUUGUAGAUGGUAACGUUUUAAUGCACAUUAAUCAAGUUUAUCAUUUUUAUGACAGAAACUUGCUAUACACUUUAAAUUAGGCUUAUUUUAUGGUAAUAUCCUAUUACCUGCAUAGAAGAGUCCACGCUUAUUUCUUUCAUCUGUUACGUUUUAUAUUUUAAGCAUAACGGUGUUGUUAAGAUUGUGAUUUUGGUAUCUGUGAAAGAUGCUAUUGUCAGAUGCCAACUUACUGUAUGUUUUUUGAAAUGUAAUUUUUAAUAGUUAGCAUCAACUUAAACCAAAGUUUAGAAAUAUUUUUUUUAUUUAUUGUAUCUAGCGAAGUUUAUACGUCAGCCAUGGUGUAAACUUCUAAUGUAGUAAUGUAAUUGUUAAAAUAAAGUGAAAAUGUAAUAAAAAGUUGCGUAACAUGGAA